AUGGACUCCAACAUCUCCCAAGCCUUGCGAAAGGAACUCACCUGCUGCAUCUGCUUGAACUACCUUACAGACCCUGUCACCAUAGGCUGUGGGCACAGCUUCUGUAGGCCCUGUCUAUACAUUUCCUGGGAAGAAGCCAAAACUACCCGUUGUCCUCUAUGUGGGGAAACAUCAAAGAAGACAGACAUCAAAUCCAAUAUUCUUGUGAAGAAUCUGGUGUCCCUUGCUAGACAAGCCAGUCUCUGCCAGUUCCUGAGCUCUGAGGAUCAGAUGUGUGGGACACACAAGGAGACAAAGAAGAUGUUCUGUGAAGAGAGCAAGAACCUACUCUGUUUGCUCUGUUCUUCCUCUCAGGAGCACGAGGCUCACAGACACUGUUCCAUUGAAUACGCUGUUGAGAAGUACCGAGAGAAGCUUUUAAAACAAAUGAGGUCUUUAUGGGAAAAGAUCCAAGAAAAUCAGAGAAAUCUAAACGAGGAGUGCAGAAUAAUCAACUUGUGGAUGGAACAACAAAACUUUGAGGAAUUGAGUGAGUCCGUGCAACUGCACAUGCCCCAGCCUGUGAACCCAGCGCUCAGUGCAAGGCCCAUCACUGGACUGAUAGACAGGUUCAACCAAUUCCAAGUGAACAUUUCCUUGAAUUAUGAAACAAGCAGUCACGAUAUCAUGCUGUCUGAUGACGUGAGAAGUUUGAUAUUUAGACGUGACCUUCAAGAGGUGCUUUUUCAAUCUGGAAGAUCCAACUACUUUGCUACAUGGGGAGACCAGGCCUUCACCUCUGGAAAACACUACUGGGAGAUGCAUGUGGACAGCUCUUGGGACUGGGCUAUAGGGGUCUGUAAGGAUACUUGGCUAAGGAAGAACUGCUCAGUGAUUGAAUCUGGGGACACAUUUCUUCUUUUAUGUGUGAAGGGGGAUAAUGGUUAUCAUCUUUUCACCACCUCCCCAGUGCUUUCUCAGUACAUAGAGAAACCUCUGGGGAAGGUUGGUGUGUUUGUUGAUUUUAACAGUGGAAGUGUGAGUUUUGUUCAUGUUGCCAAAAAUUCCCUCAUAUGGGAAUACCCCACUUACUCCUUCAAUUACUCGCUCCGGCCUUUUUUUUGCACUGGCCACACAUGAUCGUGGAGAAGUGAGGAACUUGGGAACUCUAUAUCUGAAGGAGCCCACACACGAUCAUGGAGAAGUGAGGAACUUGGGAACUCCAUAUCUGAAGGAGCCCAUCUCAGCUGAAGCUGAUCAGUCAUACUUUACUCUCCCUUAGGUUGUUCCAUUUUAAUGUAUCUUUGUUUUACCAUUGGUAAAAAUAAAGCUGGUGUGGCAAUGCAAAAUUUGUUGGCUUAAUUGUCUUUCAAUUAAAAUCAAGUCUCAUGGUCCUUUUCCUGAAAGACAUACUGUUUUUAUUCAUCUACUUUGUGAGUUGGCUAGAGUUACAAGACUAUAUGACUGUGGGAUUCCAUCUUAACAGUUUAAUGCAGGAACACAGAGUGUUUGCAUCAUAAAGCAACUUGGUUAUCUGCAGUGCAAAUGUCAGUCUGAAAUAUUCUACUCCGUCAUCAUGAUCUAGUAAAAUCAUACUCAACAAUUCACCCUUGUUGGUGUUAGGUGCCAGGAAGUCCACUCUGACUCAUAGCAACCCUGUGUACAACAGAAGGAAGCACUGCCCAGUCAUGUGCCACCUCACAGUCUUUGCUGUGCUUGAGCCCAUUGUUGCAGCCACAGUGUCAAUCCAUCUCCUUGAGGGUCAUACUUUUUUUCAUUGACCUUUCACUUUACCAAGCACGAUGUCCCUCCCUAGAGGCUGAUCCCUCCUGAUAACUUGUCCAAACUGCUUGAGACAAAGCCUCACCAUCCUUGCUUCUAGGGAGCAUUCUUGUACUUCUUUCAAGACAGAUUUGUUCUUUCUUCUGGCAGUCAAUGAUAUGUUCAAUAUUUUUCUCCAACGACAUAAUUCAAAGUCACCAAUUCUUAUUUGGUAUUCCUUACUCGUUGUCCAGGUUUCACAUGCAUAUGAGGCGACUGAAAAUACUGUGGCUUGUGUCAGGAGUACCUUAAUCCUCAAGGUGACAUCCUAGUUUUUCAUCACUUUCAAGAGGGCUUUUGCCACAGAUUUGCCCAACACAAUAUGUCAUCUGAUUUCUUGACUGCUGAUUCCUUGGGUAUUGAUUGUGAACCCAAGUAAAUUGAAAUCCUUGACAACUUCAAUCCUUUCUCCAUUUAUCUAUCAUGUUGUUGCUUAAUGGUUCAGUUGUGAGGAUUUUUGUUUUCUUAAUCUGAGAUGCAGUCCAUACAGAAGGCUAUAGUAUUUGAUCAGUAAGUGCUUCAAGCAGUCUGCACUUUCAGCAGUCAAGGUUGUGUCAUCUACACAUGGCAGGUUGUUAAUGAGCCUUCCUCCAAUCCUGAUGCCAGGUUCUGGGAUUAUUUGCUCAGCACACAAAUUGAAUAAAUAUGCUGCAAGGAUACGACCCUGACCCACACCUUUCCUGACUCUAAACCACACAGUAAUCCCUCGUUCUGUUCUGUCCAAACAAAUGUCUGUUAGUUUAUGUACAGAUUCCUCACAAGCAUGGUUAAGUGUUCUGGAAUUCCACUUCUUCACAGUGUUAUCCAUAAUUUGUUAUGAUCCACACAGUCAAAUGCCUUUGCAUAGUCAAUAAAACAAAAGUAAACAUCUUUCUUGUAUUCUCUGCUUUCAGCCAAGGUUCAUAUGACAUCAGCAAUGAUACCCCUCUUUCCAUGUCCUUUUCUGAAUCCAGCUUGAAUUUCUGGUAGUUCCUGGUUGAUGUAUUGCUGGAACGGCUUUUGAAGGAUCUUCAGCAAAAUUUUACUUGUGUGUUGGAUCACUUUUCUUUGGAAUUGGUGCAAAUAUGGAUCUCUCUCAUUUGGUUGGCCAGGAAACUAUUCCAAAUUUCACAAGAUAGAGGAGUGAACACUUCCAGCACUGCAUGCAUUUGUUGAAACAUCUCAACUGGUAUUUUGUCAGCUCCUAGAGCCUUGUUUUUUGCCAUUUCCUUCAGUGCAGCUUGGACGUCUUCCUUCAGUACUAUCAUCUCUCAAUCAUAGGCUACCUCCUGAAAUAGUUGACUGUAGACCAAUUCUUUCAGGUACAAUGACUCUGUGUAUUUCUCCCAUUUUCUUGUAAUGCUACCUGAGUGGUUCAAUAUUUCUCCCAUAGAAUCCUUCAGUAUCACACCUAGAGAUUUGAAUUCUAUCUUCAGUUCUUUCAGCUUGAGAAAUGCUGAACAUGUUCUUCCUUUUUGAUUUUCUAACUUCAGGUCUUUGCAUAUUUCAUUAUAAUUCUUUACUUUGUCUUCUCAAGACAUCCUUUGAAAUCUUCUUCUCGUAUUUUAUUUCUGUCUUUUUAAUGCCCUUUUGCUUUUUUCAUGUAUAAUGUACUUGAUGUCAUCCCAUAACUUCUCUGGUUUUAGUCAUUAGUGUUCAAUGCACCAAAUGUAUUCUUGAGAUGGUCUCUAAAUUCAGGUGAGAUUCUGACCGUCGUACUUUGCCUCUCAUGGACUUGUUUAAUUUCCUUCAGCUUCACCUUGAGCUUGCACAUGUACAAUUCAUGGCCUGUUCAGUGGUCUGCCACUGGCCUUGUUCUAAGUGAUGAUAUUGAGCUUCUCCAUAGUCUCUCCACAAAUGUAGUAGAUUUGAUUCCGAUGUAUUCCAUCCAGCAAGGUCCAUGCAUAUAGUGAUGGUUUAUGUUGUAAAAAGUUAUUUGUAAUAGAAAAGUGAUGGAUGGAUUAAAAAAAAAAAACAGGA
This is a messenger RNA of Loxodonta africana (African savanna elephant), 3759 nucleotides long. RefSeq names its product E3 ubiquitin-protein ligase TRIM48-like. Gene Ontology annotation, biological process: innate immune response; protein ubiquitination; regulation of gene expression. Gene Ontology annotation, molecular function: ubiquitin protein ligase activity; zinc ion binding; protein binding. Bases 1 to 1119 code for a protein of 372 amino acids. The transcript is spliced from 5 exons. The record is from RefSeq and is a predicted model, not a curated record. Gene Ontology annotation, cellular component: cytoplasm. NCBI's taxonomy places the organism in Eukaryota, Metazoa, Chordata, Mammalia, Proboscidea, Elephantidae.